AAAUGUUUAAGGUUUUGGGAGCUUUGGCAGUGAUCGUCGCUUUGGCGAGCGCUGAGUUGCACCGCGUGCCCGUGCACAAGCGUGAGAACUUCGUGAAGACGCGUGAGAAUGUGCUGGCCGAGAAGGCCUUCCUCCGCUCCAAAUACCGCCUGCCCACCCCACGCGCUCUCAACGAGGAGGAGCUCUCCAACUCCCUGAACAUGGCCUACUAUGGUGAGAUCACCAUUGGCACACCCCCCCAGUCCUUCGAGGUGUUGUUCGAUUCUGGCUCCUCUAACCUGUGGGUGCCUUCCAACACCUGCCCGAGCACCGGUUGUCUGAAUCACAAGCAGUACGACUCGAGCGCCUCCAGCACCUAUGUGGCCAAUGGUGAGAGCUUCGCCAUCCAGUAUGGCUCUGGCAGUCUGUCCGGCUUCCUGUCCACCGAUACUGUCGAUGUCAAUGGCCUGACCAUCACCAGCCAGACCUUUGCCGAGGCCACCUCUGAGCCAGGCACCAACUUCAACGACGCCAACUUCGAUGGUAUUCUUGGCAUGGCCUACGAAUCCCUGGCUGUCGAUAGCGUCGUCCCUCCCUUCUACAACAUGGUGUCUCAGGGUCUGGUUGAUAGCUCUGUGUUCUCCUUCUACUUGGCCCGUGCUGGCUCUGCCACAGAUGGUGGUGAGCUGAUCUUCGGUGGCUCCGACUCCAGCCUGUACACCGGCUCUCUGACCUAUGUGCCCAUCUCCGAGCAGGGAUAUUGGCAAUUCACCAUGGCCAGCGCCACCAUCGAUGGAUACUCGGUGUGCAGCAGCUGCCAGGCCAUCGCCGAUACCGGCACUUCCCUCAUUGUCGCCCCCGAAGAUGCCUAUGAGAUCAUCAGCGAGCUGAUUGGUGCUGACACAAGCGAUGGCAAUCUGGUCGAUUGCUCCUCGGUUAGCUCAAUGCCGGUUCUCACCCUGAACAUUGGCGGCACCGACUUCACUCUGGAACCCUCUGCCUACAUCAUUCAGUCGACAGACAGCGAUGGCACCGUCUCCUGCAUGUCCGCUUUCGAAUAUAUGGGCACCGAUUUCUGGAUCUUGGGUGAUGUCUUCAUUGGUCAAUACUAUACUGAGUUCGAUUUGGGCAACAACCGCAUCGGUUUCGCUCCAGUCGCCUAAGCAGCCUAUCCAUACUUGUAGUAUCUUGUAGUACCAAAUAAACAAAGGCAAGUUGCGCCGAUGGUUAUACUAUAUCCUUACAAAUGUA
This is a messenger RNA of Scaptodrosophila lebanonensis, 1230 nucleotides long. Its product is annotated as lysosomal aspartic protease-like. Gene Ontology annotation, cellular component: lysosome. The record is from RefSeq and is a predicted model, not a curated record. NCBI's taxonomy places the organism in Eukaryota, Metazoa, Arthropoda, Insecta, Diptera, Drosophilidae. Bases 3 to 1142 code for a protein of 379 amino acids. The transcript has a single exon. Gene Ontology annotation, biological process: cell death; proteolysis. Gene Ontology annotation, molecular function: aspartic-type endopeptidase activity.